Fundulus heteroclitus (mummichog) is the source of this 1504-nucleotide messenger RNA. RefSeq lists its product as uncharacterized. The record is from RefSeq and is a predicted model, not a curated record. NCBI's taxonomy places the organism in Eukaryota, Metazoa, Chordata, Actinopteri, Cyprinodontiformes, Fundulidae. The coding region runs from base 71 to 955 and encodes 294 amino acids. The transcript has 7 exons. Gene Ontology annotation, molecular function: ubiquitin-protein transferase activity.
UCUACAAUGCCAUCUGAUCGGUGAUCCUGCAGUUGGGGAAGGUGUCAACAGACAUGUUCUGUCCCUGACUAUGUCAAGCCUUCAAUAUGGAUUUGAACUUGAUGAAGAAACAGAAACAAAAACGUUGCUGUUUGAGGGAGAACCGGAUCACCUCAUUCCCUCGACGUCCAAGUCACUUUUGGAGAGUGAUUUCUUUGUGGUGGCAGGUCGGAUCAUUGGACACAGUUUUCUGAACGGAGGUCCACGUCUUGUGGGCUUAAGCCCCGUGAUCAUGCAUGUGAUGUUUGGGGGGGACCCAGAGACGGCUACAAUCACUGAGGAUCUGUAUCAGUUUUGUGCUGUAUUUAAUUAUAAGUUGCAGGGAAGUAAGGAGCUUAGUGAAGAUGAGAAGUCUUUUGUUCUCUCUGUCACUUUGCCUUGGGACCUACCGGGUGUCACAAGAAACAACAGGUUGUGGCUGAGAGAAAAAUUACUACUUCACGCUGUUGUUGAACGGACCACUCUUCAAGUAAAACAAAUUAGAAGAGGUCUUAAAGAGGCUGGUGUCUGGGAGUUUUUCAGUUCCAGGCCAGAUGCUGUAAAGGCCCUUUUCCCCAGAACUUCAGAAGCACAAAUUACGCCAAAGGUUGUUCUGGACAAUAUCAAUUGGCCUGGAGAAGAGGACAUAGAUGAGGACAUCGUAUCCAUUGAUCAUCAUAACAGGAUCAUGGGUUAUCUUCGUAGAUUUAUAGAGACGGGUACCUCUGAUAUGUUGAAGAGUCUGCUCACCUUCUGGACUGGAUGGAAUGUUGUUUCUCCGAACCUGGAGGUGGAAGUCAUUGACUGUGGUCUGCCCCAGGCAUCUACUUGCUUCAUGACCCUGAAGCUUUCAAAGAACUGCUUAAACUAUGAGGACUUCUCUCAGGAACUCAGUGCGAGCAUUUCUUCAUCAUACUCUGGUUUUGGCCAGAUUUAGGCUUUGAAGGAUUUGGUGGAAAGCUGGUGUAUGUUUUUUAAAGUACUUAGUACUGUUAGUCCAUAUGUUCAGUUCAUUGAUGCAGUAAAGAAAAUCAUUAUUUUCAAGACUUCAAAAAUCCCCCAUAGAAAUGUGUCCCACAAAAUUGUGCCAUUGUCAAAGCCAAACAACCCUUAAAGGUUACGUUAUCAAGCUCAAGGCAGCCUUUAUUUAGCCUUUGCCAGUGUUCAUCUGUUUUUAAAGCAAAGGUCCCUGUAACUCGAGGGGUGGAGUUUAGGAACCCUGGUCUAUGCAGUUGUCUCAAGCUCAAAUCCUUGAGGGCUGAUGUCCUCAUUUUUGAUGCGUUUCUUAAAACGUUUUACACCAAUUACUGGUUAGUUUUGGUAUUACAAAAUGCAUGCAUGUUUUAAUGUUCUGCAGGGUCUGAACUUUUUUUUUGUUGUCAGCAUAUUAUGCUUUUUCUUGCUUGCAUAGCUGUUGCAUGUGAAUUUACAUCUUGUUGGGGGGGGGGGGACAUACCGUUUGAGAUUCAUGUUAUGCUGAAGCAUU